CUCUCUCCUUCACUUCACUCCUAUCUUCCUCUCUCUACCUGCACUCUCACCAUUUCCUAUCCUCUCUUCAGCAAUGCCACAACACACUUCUGCUUCUUUUCUAUUCUAAUUCAAUAGAAAAACAAACCCAGAAGCAGCAGUUCUGUUUUGGCAUAAUCUGCAAGCAGAGGAAAGGAAACCAGAGAAGUAGAGACUAGAGAGAGAAAAACAAAAUAAGAAAACCAAACAUUGAAAACUCACAUUAACCUCAUCUCAACAGAUCUAUCCUGUUUCGGGUUGUUCGAGAUGGGAGACGUAGUAUCCGGGAAGAAUUUGAUACCCGAUAACUUUCCGGGUGGGUCGGUGGACCUUGCGGCCCAAAUUGGGAUGCUAUGGGACCUUAUUAAGGCGCCAUUGAUUGUCCCACUGUUGCAAUUUGCUGUGUAUGUCUGUUUGGCCAUGACGGUGAUGCUGUUUGUUGAACGGUUGUAUAUGGGGAUUGUUAUUAUCCUUGUUAAGCUGUUUUGGAAGAAGCCUGAGAAGAGGUAUAAUUGGGAGCCUAUUCGGGAUGAUUUGGAGAUCGGAAACUCUGCUUUUCCGAUGGUGUUGAUUCAGAUCCCUAUGUUUAAUGAGAAAGAGGUAUACAAGAUCUCGAUUGGGGCGGCUUGUAAUCUAUCAUGGCCGUCGGAUCGGCUCGUGAUACAAGUACUUGAUGACUCUACAGACUUUGUGAUCAAGGAUAUGAUUGAGAAAGAGUGUCAAAGAUGGGCAAGCAAAGGGGUUAAUAUUAGGUAUCAAAUUAGAGAAAGCAGAGGGGGUUACAAAGCCGGGGCGCUUAAAGAAGGAUUAAAGCAUGAUUAUGUUAAAGACUGUGAUUAUGUGACCAUUUUCGAUGCCGAUUUCCGGCCAGAGCCGGAUUUUCUCCGUCGAGCCAUCCCGUUCCUUGAGUUCAACCCUCAAAUCGCCCUUGUUCAAGCUCGGUGGCGGUUUGUGAACUCUGAUGAAUGUUUAUUGACAAGAAUGCAAGAGAUGUCACUAGAUUACCAUUUCACAGUGGAGCAAGAAGUAGGGUCAGCGACUCAUGCGUUUUUCGGAUUCAACGGAACGGGUGGUGUGUGGCGUAUUGCCGCCAUUAAUGAAGCCGGAGGGUGGAAGGACCGGACCACAGUCGAGGACAUGGACCUUGCGGUCCGAGCAGGUCUUAAAGGAUGGAAAUUCCUCUACCUUGGCGACCUUCAGGUGAAAAGUGAACUUCCUAGUACAUUCAAAGCCUUCCGAUACCAGCAACAUAGGUGGUCUUGUGGUCCAGCCAACUUAUUUAGGAAAAUGGUGAUGGAGAUCGUUAGAAACAAGAAAGUGACAUUUUACAAGAAGGUGUAUGUGAUCUACAGUUUCUUCUUCGUAAGAAAGAUCAUCGCUCAUAUGGUCACAUUUUUCUUUUUCUGUGUCGUUCUCCCCCUCACGAUCUUGGUCCCUGAAGUCGAGGUUCCUAUCUGGGGUGCCAUUUAUAUCCCAUGCAUCAUCACCACCUUGAAUUCAGUUGGAACUCCGAGGUCCAUACAUUUAUUAUUCUACUGGAUUCUUUUUGAGAAUGUCAUGUCCCUUCACCGUACCAAGGCUACAUUCAUUGGUUUACUUGACGCCAAGAGAUCUAACGAGUGGGUCGUUACUGAGAAACUAGGAGAUGCACUCAAGAACAAUAAAACCGCCAAACAAGCUCCAAGAAAGUUCAAAUUCAAUAUUGGUGACAGAAUUCAUCUUACGGAGCUUGGAUUUGCUGUGUUCCUGUUCUUCACCGGAUGCUAUGAUUUUAUGUACGGAAAGCACAACUACUUUAUAUACAUAUUCCUCCAAACAAUCACAUUCUUGAUUGUCGGGUUUGGAUAUGUGGGAACCAUUGUCCCAAGCUCUUAAAAACUCGAAAUGGUAUUUGAAACUUAGCAAGUAAAAUGGUACAUCUUGUUUCUCUUCCAUCUCGACUUUAUUCUCAGUAUAUACAAUCUUUCGUGUGAUUGAAACACAUACCUUUUAACGCGUUGAGAAGGAGAACAGGAAAGAAAUUGGAGUUGUUGGGAGAUUGAUAUGUUUGUGAAAAUUAAGGAGACAUAAGAGAAAUAGGUUGUUUGUUAGAGGAUAUCAUAGUAUACAAUUGAGUUGAAGAAGGAAGAAAAAAUGAUGUUUAUGUUUUAUUGGAUUCCUAGUUGCUUUUGUUUUAAAAAAAAUAUUUAUUAUAUGUUGAGUUGGGUUUUAGGUUUAUGUUUUGUGAAAAGGUGGCAAUGAGAAGACUUAGCCAUCUAUUGUAUUCUACUCUUCUUUUUUUUCUUUGUUUGGAGUCAUGUAUUGUAGUACAACUUCAUACCAUUAAAUUAAACAAAUGUUUGGUCCC
Helianthus annuus (common sunflower) is the source of this 2365-nucleotide messenger RNA. Its product is annotated as glucomannan 4-beta-mannosyltransferase 2. The transcript has 9 exons. NCBI's taxonomy places the organism in Eukaryota, Viridiplantae, Streptophyta, Magnoliopsida, Asterales, Asteraceae. Gene Ontology annotation, molecular function: mannan synthase activity. Gene Ontology annotation, cellular component: Golgi apparatus. The coding region runs from base 286 to 1893 and encodes 535 amino acids. The record is from RefSeq and is a predicted model, not a curated record.